AUGAAUCAUCAACAAGAACAACAAAUUCAAUACGUGUGGCAAGAAAAUCCGUUUUCCAACCGAAGACAACGAGUUCCGGUCGCAUGUUCUUAUUGCCGUAGAAGAAAGAUAAGAUGCGACGGACAGAAACGAUGUGCUAAUUGUGAAAGAGGAAAUAGAAAGUGUGAAUACGUUCCUAUUGCCAAAAAGUCUGUCGACACUACCGAGACUAAACGUCAAAGAAUCGACGAUGGCUUACCACAACAUUAUCCAAGUACUGACUUGUCGCAUAUUUCUAUCUCGUAUCCAAUUAUUCCUCACCCCGAGCAACAACCAUCCACCACUUCAAUGAAUUCUAACUGGCCUAAUCAACCAUUUACAACAUACAUUGAAUAUGCUAAAUCCGAAGCGAAAAUUCCCAAAUCUGUUCUAGAUGAAUCUCGCACAAUUCCGCCAGAGAUCUCACAAAUUUUAUUAAAAGCAUUCUUGAAAGACAUUCAUCCUUAUAUUCCAGUUAUUGAUCCGGAUUUCACUCAAAAUGAAUUGAAUCCUCUUUCCCCUCUUCUAUUCUAUUCAAUUUGCGCAGUCUCCGCUGGAUUCACGGAAUAUGCUCCCCGUCGAAGCAUUUACUAUGACAGAGCACGUUCUUUGAUCGAUAGUUUAUUAGAUAAUCCAAGAGAAUCAACAAUCGCGGCUUUAAUUCUUUUGUGCGUCUACCAACGACAAGAAUAUUUUCCACGGCAACAUCGACAGCAACAAGCAGGAGAUGAUAACCAGGAACUUAUAACUGAAGAUGAAGAAGAUGACGAAGAGUUGUUUCGUGCUAGAAUGUACAUAAAGACUGCCAUUGAAAUGGCAAUGGAACUUGGUCUAAACAAAGAAAGUCAAGACCAAACUUAUACGACUCCGCAAAAAGAGUCUAGGCGAAGAUUAUGGUGGUCAUUAUUCAUGCUGGACACAUUAGUAUGUUGUGUUGCUAGAAAACCAAGCAGCAUUAAUCUGGAAGAGUGCAAUCGAAACAUUGAUUCUUCAUCCGAUUCACUAGAAAAAUGCACAUUGGCGGCGAAUUACAUCACGGAUUUAGCUGACCAACUUGUGCAUUACAACGAACCAUUCAGAGGUUUUUUCAACUGCACAAAUUGGUGUCUAUUUGAAGCAGGAAAAAUUCAAGCAAGAAACAUGAUUAGAAAUUCCAAUGAUGCUUCUAAUGACAAUACAAAUGGCGACACAAAUAAUAACGGCGGCAGUCAUGAUAAUAACAACGAGGAUAAUGCGAAAAUUUACUAUGCAAAAACAAUUAGACAGUUUGAAGAACUACUGCAAUUCAAAAAAUCUGCGCUAUUGGCGCAAUAUGCUGCUAACUUGAGACCAAAUAAUAACACUUCAUUUGCUACUUAUCCGAGUUAUUCAACCACCAUAACUAAUCCAAACACUGCUACGACAAUUCAUCCCGGUACCUAUAUUAAUUCACCCAAUCCAUCCCCUUCAAUUCCGGUGGAUGUGAAUCUUAACUCGCCAUUUGAUGUGCUUGGCAAAGAUAACGAGAGUACGAUAGAUGUAGUGAAAUUAUUUGAUUCGAGCUCCUAUUCAUCUAACUCGCCCGUUGAAUGGCCUCCGAAUGACGAUUAUUCGACGAAUUUUCAUUUAUCAACAACUGCAGCUGCCACAGCAACAGACACGACAGCCACCUCACAAGAGUUUCAUAUUUCUUCACCGGGAAGGAAGGAUUCUGUAUCUACGUCACCUUUCACUUCUUUUUUAAACACAUCCACUUCACCGGUUACUUCCCCUUACUCGUCACAUCAUCACAAUGUCGAAUUUCAUCAUUACAAUCAACAACAGCAAAAUGAUGAAGCAACUUGUGGCGGUGAUUAUUCUUCAACAUUCUCUUCUGGAUACAAUAAUGGACUGGGAAUUUGCACGAUUUGA
Ambispora leptoticha is the source of this 1908-nucleotide messenger RNA. Lineage: Eukaryota; Fungi; Glomeromycota; Glomeromycetes; Archaeosporales; Ambisporaceae. The record is from the annotation of a GenBank genome assembly.